This is a messenger RNA of Salvelinus sp. IW2-2015, 634 nucleotides long. Its product is annotated as ubiquitin carboxyl-terminal hydrolase 3. The record is from RefSeq and is a predicted model, not a curated record. Gene Ontology annotation, cellular component: cytoplasm. Lineage: Eukaryota; Metazoa; Chordata; Actinopteri; Salmoniformes; Salmonidae. Gene Ontology annotation, molecular function: cysteine-type deubiquitinase activity. Gene Ontology annotation, biological process: protein deubiquitination.
CUACAUCUCUCUGCUCUUCUUCAGACUGCCUGUGUAGCUUCACUGACCUGGAGGAACUGGACCAGGCAGAGCUCUAUAUGUGCCAUAGGUGUAAGAAGAGACAGAAAUCCACCAAGAAGUUCUGGGUCCAGAAGCUGCCCAAGGUGUUGUGUCUGCACCUGAAGAGGUUCCACUGGACCUCCUACCUGAGGAACAAAGUUACCACCUAUGUCGAGUUCCCUCUACGAGGCCUGGACAUGAGGGGGUAUUUACUACAGCCGGAGGAGGCGUUGCCUGACCGGUGGCUGUAUGACCUGGUAGCUGUGGUGGUGCAUCAUGGGUCAGGGGUUGGAUCGGGACAUUACACAGCGUACGGCAAACGGGAGGGUCGCUGGUACCACUUCAACGACAGCACGGUGACUCUGACGGAGGAGGAGACGGUGGUUAAAGCCAAGGCUUACAUUCUUUUCUACACAGAGAGACCUGACAAAACUACACCUGAGACUGACCGCAGGCUUUAACCUGACUUUAGACUGUUCCUGACCCCAGACUGACUACAGACUGUUCCUGACCCCAGACUGACCUCAGACUGUUCCUGACCCCAGACUGACCUCAGACUGUUCCUGACCCCAGACUGACCCCAGACUGUUCCUGA